This is a messenger RNA of Maniola jurtina (meadow brown), 4513 nucleotides long. It is a transcript of the gene drpr, whose product is annotated as protein draper. Gene Ontology annotation, molecular function: protein binding; scavenger receptor activity. The transcript has 19 exons. The record is from RefSeq and is a predicted model, not a curated record. NCBI's taxonomy places the organism in Eukaryota, Metazoa, Arthropoda, Insecta, Lepidoptera, Nymphalidae. The coding region runs from base 478 to 3576 and encodes 1032 amino acids.
UCUGGGUAUAAUAGUUAUCUGUGAAACUGAAUUCUGUGUACUCUUUGAGUUCACUGUUUGUGACACAGUUUGUGAAGUGAUUGUUCUAAUAAUUAUUGCAGUAAAAAUAAUAAUUGAUGGAUAUAAUUUUGCUGGCCAACUUAUCAUUUCAGUUAAAGUUUAAUUUUUCACUAUUGUAAUAAUUUGGUGUGGGUACCACUGAUGUACAAACUGAGAAGUUACAGUACUGAAUGUGAAGUGUGAACAAGUGAUUCACUGUGUGAUAACUCUUGAGACAAUCAACUGUAUAUAAAUAUAAUUUGCUGUUUCCGGCAUCCGGGCGAGGCGGACGGCGUUACUCAGACGGCGUUACUCGUAAAACAAAGCUUUUCGAUUUAAACAAUACAAGGAAAGGCUGAUUGCGUACUGUAGCGUAAAUGAACGCAAACAAUACGUUUGUUAUGGAGUCGCGGUGAGCAGGCCUGUGAUAAGCCAAACAUGUGGAAGGCAGGCGUGUUCUUGGCACUGGUUGUGUCGGUUGGAGCAUUACUUGAAGGACCAAAUGUGUGCACCAGGCAAGAAUCAUACACAACAACGAUAAAGAUAUCCGAGCAACAACCAUAUCAAGUGAAAGAAUACGCGUGGUGUUUCAACGUUCCACCACGAUGUUCGAGAUAUAAGAUCAAAUUCAAGCAGGUUCUAAAAACUCAGACACUUGUGAAGCAGAGGCCGGUGGAAGAAUGCUGUGAAGGCUACGCGCCGGAUUCCGAGAGGAGGCAAUGUCUGCCUGUCUGUGUGGAGCCGUGUGUGAACGGGAAGUGUGUGGCGCCGAACACGUGUGCGUGUGCGCACGGAUAUGGGGGCCCUGCGUGCGAUAUAUCUUGUGCUGAUGGUAAAUGGGGCCGCAACUGCCAAAACGACUGUCGGUGCAUGAACGGCGGCACGUGCGAGCCGCUGACGGGCGAGUGCGCGUGCGGCGCGGGCUGGCGCGGCGACGCGUGCGAGAAGGCGUGCGCGCCGCCCUCGUUCGGCGACAACUGUGACCAGAUCUGCCAGUGCAUGAACAACGCCACAUGCGACCCGGCCAGCGGGGCUUGCAGCUGCCCGCCGGGAUUCACUGGACCCUUAUGCGAGAAAGAGUGUCCGCGUAACGAACCAUGCCCGGUGCUAUGUAAAUGUCAGAACGACGGUAAAUGCAACCCCGUAACCGGUGAGUGCGAGUGCACCUCGGGCUGGACGGGUGCAGUGUGCGCCAACAAGUGUCCCGCGGGCCGCUGGGGCGACGGCUGCGCGCGCACGUGCGAAUGUGCCAACAACGCCGGCUGCCACCACGUCACGGGCCAGUGCCAGUGCGAAGCCGGCUUCACGGGGGAAAAGUGUCUUGACCCGUGUCCGCUGGGCACGUAUGGUGUGGGGUGCUUCGGCAAGUGUUCGUGCCAGCACGGCGGUGAGUGCUCCGCGCAGACCGGCUCGUGCACGUGCAAGCCGGGCUGGCGCGGCACGUGGUGCGAGCAGCGCGCCUGUCCCGACGGGCUGUGGGGCAAGCGCUGCGACAACGAGUGCAGGUGCAACCCCGCCACUACUGACAUGUGCGACCCGUGGACGGGCGAGUGCGACUGCGCGGCGGGCUGGAGCGACGAGUUCUGCGAGCGCCAGUGCCCGCUGCUCACGUUCGGCAAGGGCUGUCGCUCCACCUGCCGCUGCGAGAACAGCGGACACUGCUCGCCCAUUAACGGAUCGUGCCUGUGUGCGCCCGGAUACCGCGGGCUGCGUUGCGAGGAGCCGUGCCCGUUCCCGCUGUACGGCGACAACUGCGCCGACACGUGCGACUGCCAGAACAACGCCACGUGCUCGCACGAGACCGGCCAGUGCGAGUGCAAGCCUGGAUUUGAUGGGCUCAAAUGUGAUCGGCCGUGCGAUGGAAAAACAUUCGGCUUGAAGUGUCUUCAACAGUGCAGCUGCGAAAAUGGUGCCCCGUGCAAUCCUGUUAAUGGUGAAUGUGUAUGCGGGCCCGGGUACGAAGGUUCCCAGUGCGAGCGGCGUUGUCGGCCCGGUUUCUACGGACAGAACUGCUCGUUGCCCUGCGACUGCACAAAGAACGCUGUCGGCUGCAACCACAUCACCGGCGCUUGCACCUGUGAAAGCAGCUGGAGAGGUGUUCGUUGUGAAACGCAAUGCGAAGCGGGGCGGUUUGGCGACCAGUGUUCGGAGCGCUGUCCCUGCGCCAAUAACUCGUCGUGCGACGCGGGCUCAGGGCUCUGCGAGUGCGCGGCGGGCUGGCGCGGCGAGCGCUGCGACGUGCCCUGCGCGCCCGGCACCUACGGCGUCGCCUGCAAGCAGACGUGCCCGCACCAUAUCCUCGGUAAUUCAACGUGCGACCCGAUAACUGGCAAGAACGCGUGCCCGAGCGGUUACACGGGUGUGACGUGCGAGUACCCCUGCCCGCUGGGCACGUACGGUGCCGGCUGCGAACAGAAGUGUAACUGCAAAAACGGCGCUGAUUGCCACCAUGUUACUGGCGAGUGCCAAUGUCUGCCCGGCUGGCGCGGCGCGCUGUGCGGCGAGGCGUGCCCGGUGGGCUGGUGGGGCGCGGCCUGCACGCAGCCGUGCCGCUGCGCGCGCGGCGCCGCCUGCCGCCCCAACGACGGCUACUGCCGUUGUCCGCCCGGCUACACCGGCAGCUACUGCACACAAUUUUGUCCGGUGGGCUACUUCGGCGACCACUGCAUGGAAGCCUGCAACUGCUCGUCGGAGGGCAACUGGGCGUGCGACCCGGUGAAGGGCUGCGUGUGCCACCGCGGCUACAUCGGCGACCACUGCGACAUCCACGCCAGCGACGCCAUCGUUGUCGACCGCGCCAAUACAGACGGGUCAAACGCGGGGCUGACAGCGGUGCUGGUGCUGCUGGUGGCGGCGUGCGCGGCGGGCGCGGGGCUGGUGCUGCUGUACUACCGCAAGCGCGUGCGCAACCUCAAGCGCGAGAUCGCGCACGUGCACUACACCGCCGACCCCAGCUUGCAGCCAGAACAACAACACUUCGACAAUCCUGUGUACUCGUUCCCGAGCUCGACGCGCGGAGACGAUUCGACGACGCUGUUGAACAACGCGACGCACAUAUUCAACAACAACCUCGGCGCUGGCGGCAAGCUCACCAACACCACCUUGGAGAAACUAAGAAUGGGAGCCUCCAGCUCGCAUAACACAUAUGAUCCCUAUUCUAUGAAGAACAAGGACGCGGAUAUGACGAAUCCGAAGUUGUACCAUUGUAUCGACGAUGACAAUAAGUUGGACCAUGUUUAUGACGAGAUUAAACACAAAGAGGGAUAUGAAAUGGAAUACGACCACCUCAACUACACACCGCCAGCGAACACGUGGAAGCCACACUACCAGCGGAUGAACAACGGUAUUCCAGCCAAUCCACAAGCCAACACGGCACGGGGUGACACGCCCACGCCGCCCAUCCCUCCCCUGCCCAAGCUGCACGUAGCACCGCUCCCCCCGCCCCGCGAGGAGGUGCCCCUCGGCCCGCCGCCCCUUAACCCACCCACGCCGCCAAGGAGAGAGGACCCGCCCAAUGAUGACGUCAGUACCCCUUGACAAUACCGAGUAAAUCUGCUUUAAAAGUUUCUACGCAAUAUCUACAAAGGAAAAAGCAAAGAAAAUAUAUUCAUUCAACAAUGAAGAAUAUAGAAGUAGAAUGUCAAAAAUCCGAAAGUUCGUGGUUCUGGUUGGUAGACAAUAGCUUUAAAGUCUUUUUCAAUAUUUGUAACAGUAACGCAUGAAAGUUAAGUAAUUAAUUCUUAUGUUAAGCGAUAUAUGGCUAAACGCAAUCUCUAAACAAAACUAAAAUGACGUCUUAAUAUUGCUAUCCCUUUCAUAAUGUUUCCUGUGAAAAAGGAUUGGCUUUGGACUUGGAUUUAGACUUGCCCAUUUAGUUUGUUUAGAGAUUGUGUACAACAGAAUUAGUCACAUUAGCUUGUAAUCAAUAAAUAGAAGAGUUGAUCAAUUAUUUUCUAAAUUAUUCUAAUAAAAUUAUAUUUUGAUAUACCUUUUGUGGGUCCUUUUGAGCGGAAAUUGAUGUCAUUGUAUAAUAAUGUGCGAAAUAUUUGUUAAAGAUCUCUUGUUAUUUUUAUUUUAAUGAAAAUAAAAAUGUUGAUUAGAUAUACUUAUGAUAGUUAUAUUAAAAAUAAUUAAAAAUAUUUAUAUUUCAUGCAAUUUAAAAUUAUAAUGUUAAGAAAUCUACCUUAUCCAUCUUGUGAACUGAUAUUACAAGUAUUGAAGUAUAACAAAGUAUCGUGAGCAUGGCGUUUAUAACGGAAUCUUUCUGGUAAAUAGAUUGCUUUGUAAAAUUUGCUAAAUGAUGCCAGUGACUUUGUCUGCGUGGACAUAGGUUUUUUAAAAAUCCCGCGUGAUUUUCCGGGAUAAAAAGUAGCUUACGUGUUAAUCACGAAACACAAUUAACUCAUAUCGUGAAGGUUGUCAUAUUAUAGUAUAAAAAAGCUUCAUAUACUUACUAAUUACAAAAAAAUAUGAA